Trachymyrmex septentrionalis is the source of this 2193-nucleotide messenger RNA. RefSeq lists its product as uncharacterized. The transcript is spliced from 5 exons. Lineage: Eukaryota; Metazoa; Arthropoda; Insecta; Hymenoptera; Formicidae. The record is from RefSeq and is a predicted model, not a curated record. Bases 926 to 1432 code for a protein of 168 amino acids.
AAUCACUUAAAUUUUAAUAAGCACGCAAAUUUCCAUAAGAGGAUUUUUAAGUAUCUUGUCAGUUUGUAUACAUGCUUCAGUACUAACCUCACACAGUAAAGCUAAUUUUGAAGGUUUCCAGUUAUUCCGGCAGCAUCAAUCCAUUUUUGUCUCAGAUCAGUUUGGAUCUUGGGUAUAUGUUGUGCAGCAAUAUCCGUCUUUAUUAGAGUUCGUGCAUUUGAAAGCACUGCACCCGACAAGCAUUUUACAAUAUGCACAAAUCCUGAUAUUUGAAAUGUAAAACUUUGUAAUUUUAUUUCAUGUAUAUAUGUACAAUAGAGGAAGGUAUAUACUUCCAAGAUUAAUGAUAUGUCACUUACAAAGACCUUAUCAAUUGAGAAGGAAAUUGCAGCACAAGGUGACAAUAGCGUAUUGCUUUUGCAAUCAUCUAACCUAAACCCUAGGCAUUCAUACCCCCAUGGGUCUACGAAGCUUGAUUACCAGAUCCAAUCAGAGGAGACCGGGUCACGUGAUGCAAUUUGCCACUCUCUCCCUGCUCUCUAGGCCUAAAUUACGUCAUGUGGAGAGAUUAGCCAUAAACAUCUAUUCGGCGGCGACUCGGUCACUGGCCGCAACGUGUUCGUGCAGUCGCUUACGAUCUUCCCAUAUGACCUAGCGUGCUUUGACUUCAGUCCACUUUUCUUUGAUCAGCCGAAUCUUACAAAAAGUGCCGACGGCAGCCAGUAGUUUUCGUCAUUAUAUGCCGGCGGCAAGAACAAACUUUUUUCUGAAAAAUGCGACCAUCAAAGUGUUAACAAAGGUAAAUGCAGCGAUUUGCCUGACUACUUACAGAAAUGCUAUAUAUAAUGGCGUUACAGGUUCUAUUGUAAUGCCGGCUACUUAUAUUAGACUUCAAUGUAAGCCACUUCAUUGCUAGAGUGUCACAAUGGAAGUAUCUGAAAAUGAAAGUACAGCACGAAGAUUGUACAUACGUUGUAUGCCCCAAACGUAUCAAAUGAGCGACUUUAAGACGUAUCAAAUGAGAGAUUUUGUCGUAUUUUCUAGAAUCAGUACUGGCGAUAGCAUUAAGCGAAUAUCUGGGCACCACGAAAGAGGAGAUUUAAACGUGGAUGAUAACGAAGCUAUGCAGAACGAGGAUAGCGACAAUGACAUUACAGAAGACGAUACUUCUGAUUGGAAGACAUGGACUAAUACAAUUUAUGCUACCGCUCAAGACAUUAUUGGUAUUAUGCGACCACAUUUUGGAAUAGGUUCAACGAUAGCUACGGCUUCAUCGGUUGAGUUAGAGUUAGAUAACUUGAAAAAUAGAUCGUUUAAAAAUCAAUUGUCAAUGCGGAUUGAUAAAUUUGUCCUCCAACAUUUAGAUCAUCUGGAGGGUAAACCGACUUGCCUCACGAAAGUGAUCUGCCAUCCAUUAACAACUACAUUAUAGAAGACUUUGCUUUUCAGUAAGAAAAAAUGGAUAUUUCUGAGCAUUGUAGAGAUUCAGACAUACGGGACUAUAAUGAGUUAGCUGCAAAAAUUGAUUCCGAACAUCAACAUCGACAUCGGUUACAAAGUUCAAGAAAUGAAUCAAAAUUAACCUGUGAAAGCAAUGCUAGUUUCAAUACUAGCAUGCCAACAGAUUAUCGUACAAAUAAUAACGACAAAUAAUAAUGACGUUCGAGCAAGCACUGUUGAUUCGUGUAACCUUUGGAAUAUGUGCAAGAACUGGCGUAGAUUAACCAUUAAAAAAUCAAAGGAAAUCGCUGAACCAAAAAAAUCACAGGCAAAAAAGAAAUCCAAGGCAACGUAUUUGGAUAAAUACCCCGAUGGCAAUUCAUGAAAGAUUCGCAGAUAUCUAGGCUUCCUAUUUUUAAGAAUGGCUUUUUUUAUCAACCUAUAUGAAUGGGAAAAUUUAAGCUUAAUGUAAAGCGUAUUUGCGCGUUUGAUUCAUUAUUUCAAGUGUUAAUGAGCAUCACUGCUUCAAAUGCAGAAUAUCAUGAGAAACUUUCAAAAUCAAAUCAGACAAUAAGAUUAGAAAGAUUUGAAAAUCUUGCAUGGUAAAAAACUACUGACAAUAAACUGUUAUAAAGAGAGAGCAGAAAUGCUUUCCAGUAUUGGACUUUUCAGAGAUGCGAUGAAACUCUUUACGAGAACAAUAAAACAAUUAAAUACUGAAUAAAUAACAAUAAAUAAAGGGCAAAAUAAGAU